UCUCCGAGAUCGGUUUCUUUCAUCAAUGCAUAACGUAAAAUUGUUCUAUUUUAUAGCGAUAUUUCUUAUGAAUUCUAUAUUCGAUUGAAUUUGUUUAAAAAAAGAAAACGAAAGCAAUGGAUGAUAAGCGCGUCUCUUUGGCGGAAAUAGCGCCUAUCAUCUUGAACGAUGCGUCUCAAGAUUCAAAAUUUCCAAACUACAAAAUUCACAAAUGUCACUCGAAGAAACGCGACGACACGCAAAAUGAAGAAAGUAUACAAGACGUGAUCGAUUGCGAAAAUGUACCCACGAUUUAUAUUGAGACGUCGGACGAGGACGACGUAUCCGAGAGAUCGUUUUCGGGUGAUGUCGAACGAAUGGAGACCCAACUUCCACUCACGACAGAUCUAGGAUCAUCCGUCGACUAUGGAAGAGAAUUCGCAUCACUCCUUCACGAGCGCGCUCAGAAUCUCUGGUUGGAGAUGACGAGCCUUCGGGAAAAACUAGCCAAAGAAACGGCUCUUUGGAAAAAAGAAAAAGAGGAAUUUCAAUUUUUACGCGAAAGAAGCAAUGCUCUUGCGUUUGAAGAGGCAACCGCCGCCGCGCUGGCCGCAGCCGCGGCUUAUGCCGUUGAAUCGCCGCUCUCAAGCGAUUUAGGUAACAUCGUCGAUUUUACGUCAGAACCGAAUAUCAGGGAACUCACGAUACUCGAGUACGAGAAAAAUCUCGCUAAGUAUCACGACCGACACUCCUUAGAGCAAGCUGAGCAACGUUACAAUUCGUACAAACGCGCGCUUGUCGACGCCUACAAGCAGAAGCUGUCGGAAGUCGAGCGUCUCUGCGACGAGGAAUUGGAGAACAUACAGCAAAACGCAAGCUGCUUACAACCCUUCCAGGAGAUUGCGUCUCAAUGGUCCGUCGACGAGAACGAUCACGGUGAUUCGCAGCACGGUUGCGACAAUCAAUCCGAAUCCACGGAGCCAUCCAAAAUCGUCGAAACCAGUCCAAGCAAUGACUGGUGCAUAUAUGGAAAAAUCGACAAUGAGGUCAACAUGAUUCCGGAAAUUCUGUCUGUCCGUUUCAAACGAGACGAAACAACAUAAGAGUCAUUCUGCUCUCUACUUUUAUUAAUGAUUAUUAUUGUUAAUAUUAUUUUAUAAUUAUAUA
Trachymyrmex septentrionalis is the source of this 1146-nucleotide messenger RNA. RefSeq lists its product as uncharacterized. The record is from RefSeq and is a predicted model, not a curated record. The transcript is spliced from 3 exons. Lineage: Eukaryota; Metazoa; Arthropoda; Insecta; Hymenoptera; Formicidae. The coding region runs from base 117 to 1082 and encodes 321 amino acids.